This is a messenger RNA of Biomphalaria glabrata, 12117 nucleotides long. Its product is annotated as sushi domain-containing protein 2-like. Lineage: Eukaryota; Metazoa; Mollusca; Gastropoda; Planorbidae. The transcript has 20 exons. The coding region runs from base 693 to 4001 and encodes 1102 amino acids. The record is from RefSeq and is a predicted model, not a curated record. Gene Ontology annotation, biological process: cell-matrix adhesion.
GACCCUGAUCAAAAAUUUUGUUUCUAAUUUGUGCCAAUUUUUAAAUAAUUCGACCACACCUACUCGAAGAGGAGUGACCUAGAUUUAUAUUAAGGCUUAUAAUAGGGUUUCCAGUGUUGAAUCUUCAGUCAGUGUAGUCAGAUUAGAUUGGCGUGUGUUCUUGUAAUAAUAAUAGUGCAAGCCACGGGGAUUUCUAUUUAUUCUUUAUCAAGUUGGAUUAUAGUCAACAAUUGGUGUGAAAUUGUUUUAAAUUCCUACAAUCUACUAUUAAAAAUAUUAGACAAUAAAAAGAACAACAUGUAAACUUUAAAAUUUUGGUGUGUACUGUAACUGUAUGUCAUAUUUGUGUCCAAAAACACUUUUGCUGUGAUUUUAGGAAUUUUGUGAAUGCAUUGUGGGACAUGCAUUUUUGCUAUCCAUUUGCAUAUCAAGGCGGUCAAGCUUCAGAUUUGCAAUUGGCGGAAAUUUUAGGCCUGAGCCAGUUACUUGCAGUUUCCAAAUCAACUUUAAAAUUGACUGCGCUCAGUAGCCUCCUGAUUAUCUGUCUUUUGACCUCAAAGCAUCCGACAUGAGGCCCCAGAAUUGUCUCUCAGACCCCUGCAGCUUUAAUCAUCACUGGUUGUUGCCCACGUUGUUCUCUGAUUGCUUUGAACACCAUACAGCCCUUUCCCCAUUGAUGCCCGCUGAAUAUAAUGUGUGCAUGUGCAAGCUCUACCCAUUCAGUCUGUCCUGCGAAAAUUCACUUGGCGACUUUCAACAUCUUCGCUCCUGUGCUACUACUGAGUCUUUGCACCUUUUUGGCCCUGAAGCCCGCAGCCAGUGUUCCAGUUUCCCAAUUUUUUCCAUACGGUCUUCAUGUAAAUGACAAGAUGACGGAGCGCACAGAUGAUGGAGGUUCAGGGAGGAUCAACUUGAGCAUAGCCUUUCCCUUCUUUGGCAAACCCCAUAAUAAGCUUUAUGUCAACAACAACGGAGUUAUUUCCUUCUUCCAAGAACUGUCAAUUUACAAACCAGCCAAAUUUCCCCUCAGCGACGAGACACCAAUAAUUGCUGCCUAUUGGGCCGAUGUGGAUAUCUCUAAGUCUAACGGCACUGUCUACUACAGAGAAACUAAGGACCCUGUGGCACUGACUAAUGCAUCCAAUGAAAUCAAGGCUUACCAUUAUGCUUAUAAACAUUUCCGUGCCUGUUGGGUGUUUGUUGCCACAUGGGAUGAAGUGGGAUAUUAUGGUGCCAACAAUGAGGGACUGCAGAAGAAAAACACAUUCCAAGCAGUUUUGGUACUGGACGUAACAGGCAGACUUUCUUUUGUGAUACUCAAUUAUGCAAAAAUAGAGUGGACGACUGGAGCCAACAGUCGUGGAAAUUCAACGUCCGGCCUUGGCGGUGAACCCGCCCAGGUAUGGAAGGCUGGUUUCAACGCUGGAAACAAGGUGAAUUAUUAUGAAAUAAAUGGAGCCAACACAGAUGCUGUCAUUAAUUUGACCCAGACUUCCAAUACUGGAAUCCCUGGGAAAUGGAUUUUUCGCAUUGACUCUCUGGAAAUAGAAAACUCCUGUUCUCAUUCAGGAUCUGGUCAGGUGUUCUUUAAACCCAACUUUGGCUCCAUGUUAGGAGGAAGUAUCAUCAAUGUGGAUGGCCCAUGUUUGAACUCCACCUCCACAGUGCAUGGCCGCCUGGAGUCUGGGGCCGAACUGUGCUGCUAUAACUUCGAGGACAAUGCUUACUGUAUCUUCCCUCCAGUCUUUGAGACAGGCAAUGUGAAUGUGUUGAUGAACUUUGAUGAACGGGGAUGGAACUACACUGGUGUCUUUGAACUGAAAAAUGUAAUGGAUCUAUCAAUCCAAGUUACAAGAUUAGAACCUGAGAAUUGGUUAACAGGUCAACGAGUCUUUGUCACAUGGGAUGUAAACAGCUUUAAUUCUAGCAGCUAUGAGAUUGAGAUAUUAGAAUACAGGGAACACAAAAAUAGCACAGAAAUGUAUUCAGUGUGGAAAGAAAGUAUACAAAACAUUAAUGAAGGACUCUAUUCUGUAGUUAUACCCCCUGCUUCAAUGUUUUCUGGUCUAAGUGUUGCAAUAGUGAGAUUGUCUAUACCUUCCUUAUAUUGUAAUGGUUCUGGGCAAGCAAUAUAUUCAGACAUAUUUCCUGUGCGGUAUGCCAGCCAAUCAGACUCAGAAAAAGUGUGCUCUGAUUGGCUGAGUGAACAGUCUCUGGAACCCCCUUUAGAUGUCACUGGUAUCUGCCCAUGCACGUUGAAGCAGGCUGAGGGGGACACUGCCCAGUUCAGUGCAGACCCAUUCUGCAAUGAGAACUCUUUUUCCCCAUUGAACUGUCUGUACAGGUCUCACUCAGCUAGUCGUUGUAUAACCCCCAACCUUGGCAGUGACUCUGACCCAACAUUUGUCUGCUGCUAUGACAAAGACAGUGGAGAACUAUUGAACGCACUAGAAGGUAAAGGUGGAGGCACAGUCGAGCGCUACAGGUACUACCAACGAGGAACAAGUGGAGACCAUAAGAUCAUCCCCUACUUUACAUACAUGCAACAGGAUAUUGCACCUUAUUUGCAUUGCUGUGAUUUUUCAUCCAAUCAUACUCUCUGUAAUCAGUUUCUGCAGAUUAAAAAGCCUGUAGAGUGCAAAGGUUAUGCACCUCCUUCAGCAGCACAAGCAGCAGGAGACCCCCACAUUGAGACGCUGGAUCGUUUCAACUACACAUUUAAUGGCCUUGGAGAAUUCGUUUUACUCAGGGAAAAAAACAACAGUGGAGCUCUAAUACAAGUUCGGACUUCACAGGCAACCGAUGCUUUAGGUGCCCAACAAAAUGCAACAGUCUUUACUGCAGUGGCCAUGAUGGCCAGUCCAAACUCUUCCAUACUAGAAAUACGAGCCAUGGAUCCCAACCCGUACAUUUACUCCAUCUUUGUUGAUAAACAUUCUUUUGAGUUGACAUCUAACACAUCAAAACUAAAUGGCUUCACCAUCUACAGCACUGACUCCAGCAACAGUAGUGUAGAGUUCACUGUGGUCAUAGAGCAAGUGGGUUUGUCUCUCUUGAUACAGGUAACAGAGGAAAAACUGCUGAACAUAAUGGUCAUUGCUUCAUCAGGACUAAAAGACAAACUUGAAGGACUUCUGGGAAAUUUUAAUGGAAAUCCACAAGAUGACUUGAUGGCAAGCAAUGGGAUUCUGUUGUCUCCCUUUGCCAGUAUGAAAGAUAUUCACAAUGAGUUUGGUUUGUCAUGGGAGGUCAGUCAGAAUGACAGCUUGUUUACAGAACUUGUAUCUGAUAAUAUGUCUGAACAGUUAGACUACACGCCAACAUUUGCGGAUGAAAUCAAGAUAACAAGAAACGACACCCUCAAAAUAUGUGGAAACAACAACCAAUGUAAAUUUGAUUAUGAGGUGACCGGGAAGGAGUCCAUCGCCUUGAGCACCAAAAACUUCAAUGAACGUUUUGAAGAAAGAAUCAAUGAAAUUCAACCUGUGACACGAUGUGACUAUGUCCCUGAUAUUGACAAUGGGAACCGUACGGUCACAGGUCUGAAGGUUGGUGACACCAUUACUGUGGAGUGUGACCAGGGCUAUUCAUCCGAAGGCAAUAGCACAGUCCUAAUUUGUGGCCCUGAUGGUCAGUGGAAUAGCUCAAUGCCUUCAUGUGUCAAAGUUGAACGUAUUGAACCCAAAGGGACUCUUAUAGAUUUGGUCUACAUAGGCAUUGGAGCAGGUGCUGGUGGUUUUAUUCUCCUAGUAGCCAUAGUGGUCAUCAUCCGAGCCGUGUGCAAGAGAGCACAUUGUAUGAACCAGAAGAUGACAGAUAAAAGCUCUGAUUAUGACCAGGCUUUAGAUCUUCCAACAAUUUUCCCCAUCUCUGACAUUCCAACUCCAGUGUUUGAAAACAGUCUGUUCAUGUCCAGCCUCCAGAAGUUAAACCAGAAAGGAAGUUUCCAUAUUCCUCGGCCUACUUAUGUGGAUCCAAAUAUUUAUUCGGAAUAUUUCUGAGACGAAUGUCAACUUGUUUGUUGUUAACCUCCAGACAAACUGCCACACUAUGAAAAGUUGAUGAUCAUAAUGCCAGUCAAACCUGACCUAAGGCAUAGCUGUAUUACUGAAACUCAUCAUGCCCUGAAUCCUGUGCCUUAGCAUAGUACACUUAGUGUCCAGCCUCAGGCUGCUGUAUUGGCAUAUAGAAUGCCAUGAAUUCAUCAAAGAGGCUUGCAUCGUAACAUCAUAGAUUUCACUUGCAUUCAUCAAAGAUGCUGACAUCAUAACAGCUAAGAUUUCACUUGAAUGGAUGUUCACAUGAAUGUUCACUUGAAUGUUCACUUGGGUCCUGAUCAGAUACUCUGUGGUGGCACACAUCAGUUUUCUUAACCCCAUUGAUUUGUACUUCCUUGUGGAUAUUUUUUGUGAAAAUACAAGGUGUGACGCAAGAAAACACAAUGCCAUGAGCAGUUUCAUAUCAAUCUCUUAGGCCACUAACUACUAGCAUGACUUCAAAAAUCUGCUUUACACAAAAGCUCAAAAUAAAAUUCAAAAGGACCUUGAAAUGUUGGGAAUAAGGAUUAUUUAUAAACGUUGGAUGGAUUCUCUCCUGCUUUAAGUCUUGAGAAGAACAAAGCUGCUACACAGAUUCAUUUUUGUUUUUUUUCCUAAAUAGACAUCUGAAUUAGACUUGAAAGAAAUCUGCUUUCUGAUAAUUACUGCUGUAAAGAAUGAAACAGUCUGUGGUGUGUGUUUAUUUAGAGUGUGUUAUCUACUGUGUGCUGAGAGAUCACUCAGAGUGUGUCUACCAUGUGUUGAGAAUGCUUUUGUAGAGUACACUUGAUGUGGAUCAAUUUGAGUGUAUGUACUGUAUGAUGAAAGGGAUUUAAAGUACUUUGUACUUUAUGUUUAGAUUGCUAAGUCUACUUACUGUGUGUUGAAAAAUGAUGGUAUAUAAUGUACUUACUGUAAGUGUGUACAUAGCUAUUGAGUGUGAUGAUUUACAAGUUUGUGUGUGUCUGUAUCAUGCUGUUAUACCUUAUGAUGUUAAAAGCCUUUCUAUAAAGUUUGUAAAAAAUGGAUUGUUUAAACCACAUAUAUAGGCCUACACAAACCAAUGAUCAUAUUUUAUUGUCAUUGAAAUGGUUUUGCUGGAGCUUAAUUUUACCUGUAAAUUAGUAAAUAGUUUGUACAUUUAUUGUGGCACAAUUCAUUCUCAUUGAAAAUGAAUAUUGUAGCAUUUGAUAUGCAUAAUCUACAAUUGAACAAAUUUUUUUUUCAUCAAAACUUCUUUUUUAAAACUGAAAAAAAGCUUGGGGAGGGGAGGAUAAGGGUGGUUUUUCUUCCUCAUUCAUUGUGCCAUAAUAUUAAAAAAAAACUAUUUAUUUAGCAAACCUAUUUGUUUCAAUACAAUGUCAUACACUAUUUAUUUCAUUUUUCUUUUGCACAUCAAUUAGUAACAACUAUAGAACUUUUAUUUGAAUCAUUCUAGUAGGUUAUUGCAUAAUGGCGAAUUCUCUUGGUUCAUUGAGAUUUGGCUGCGUACACUCACAUUGCACCUUGCUGUUCAUUGAAUAUGUACAUUUAUUACAAAGCUUCGUCAUGAGUGUCAAGUCUGUGUACUCGCUUCUUUAAUUUGAUACCAGUCAUGCCUUUUAAUAUUGAUUGGGUUGCCAAAGAAAAAAAAAAUAAAGGGUUAACUUGGAAAAUGUUAAAGCGAUUGGUAAGAAUGUGCAGGAAAUUCUGGUCUUGUUUAAGUUUUGCAAAUUUAUACACACAAAAAAAAGAGCAUUCUUUCUCUGUGAUAGUUCACCUACUAUUAAUUUGUUUGUUAGGAUCUGGUCUGUUUUAAAAUACAGACAUGAAAGUUGAGCCUAAGCUGCUAAUAAAAAGCUGUAAUUGGCAAAAUGAAUGCAAUAGUUUAUAAGAAGGAAAUAAUGGUGUAAAUAUAUGGUAUAUUUCAUAAAUAUUUCCUGCCUCUAUGAUUUUAGAGAAAAAAAAAUUUAAUCAUUUGACAAAUAAUAUUUUUGAUUAUAUGUUGUACUCAAAUUAAUAGCUAGAGUAACACAUUAUUCUUAUUUCUGAGGGAAUACUUCUACAAAAAAAAUGCUACUUAUAUAAAUAUAAUUAAUUAAAAUUCUCAAAGCAUUGUACUUUAGACAUCUGGUCAGAAUCUGUCACAGUUGAAGUCUUGAUCCAUUUUGUAAUCUAUUUAAAGGGAUAUUAGCAACAGAAGAAUAUUUACUGUCCUUGAGUUGUAGUAGAAUCAAUAAUGUAGUUUAACAAAAAUGAAUGUGGUAGACUUAGUAAUGCAUAUAUUUCCACUGUGUUCGCUGGUCUUGUCCUCUAAUGACAAUCUCUUUUCAUUCACACAUUUCAUUUGCUUCCAAGAGAAAGUUGAACUGUGUUCAAUGUAUAAUAAAAUCUCUUUCUAGUCCCUUGUUGGUUCAAGCAGUGUGUACAAACUAGAACCAAAGUGUCCACAGAUUAUCUGCUACGUUUUGCUGCUUGUUUGUUGAUGUUUUCUUUUCAUUCUUGUACAUUGUACUAUAAAUAGUCUUCGCCAUAUUGCCAAUUUUUUUCUUGUCUGGCAUUAGAACAGAACAAUUAUUCUUGUUUUCAGAUUGGAGAAGUGAAGUUUUUAUAUAGACAUUGUCUUGUUGCAGAAUGUUUUAUAUUACAUAAGCUUUAGGUCUGCCAUAGAUUUGAAUGUAUUUAAUAGCUGAUUAUACAAUUUUAAAUUAUUCUAGGCAACAUGUAACAGUGUAAUUCUUGCACAGUAAUUAGUGUGAUACACAAAUACACAAUAUCUUGCUCAUGUCUUUUUACUUUGGUAACAAUUAAUUUGAUUAAAACUAAAUUUUAUUUUUUUGUUUAAUAAAAUAUUAAACUUUAAAUUAAAAAAAAAAGAACAUUUGUUUUUAAAUAUUUUUAACUUUGUCAUAUAACUUUUUUCUGAAAAAUAUUAAAUGUAUGGCUUGCUAUUUAUAAAUAAUUUAUUUGUCAUAAUAUCAAAAGCCUUUUUAUUCAAUGUGCUAUAUAAUCUUUAAAUAAACAAAAAUUGUAUUUAUUGCUAAAGCAUUACACACUAUUUUAAUGAUAUAUUAUAGAUGAGUAGCAAGUGAUUAGUUUAUCUGAGAUCAAUGCCAGUAUACAUUUUGUUUUUGCUUUUUUUUUUCUCUUACUUUAAUAUAGCCACAACUGAACUGUAUAAAAAUAAUGUAAGUAGCCUAAACUAGUUGAUUCUAGUCACUUUUUGUUACUGUCAUCUUUUAUUUCACAUGUGUGUUGUUUUUUUUCCUUUUACACAUUCAACCUGAAGGCUACUUAGUGUUGUAAAAUAAAAUUUGUACCAUGUAUAAAUACUUUGAAAGUUUUUAGUAUAACUAAAAAGAAAGUCUUAUUUUGUUAAUUUAGUAGAUUGUCAUUGCAAAUUAUUUAAAGUAGAAUGAAAGAAAGCUUACCAAUCAUACAUUUUAAACAUUGACGGGGAAAGGUGUCUGCUUAGCUAUUUUAGUUUUGAAUACACUUUUUUUUGUGUGCUUCUAUUUCUAUAGUUAUUUUAUUUGACUUCUUUAAGUUUUAAUGAUCUCUGCACCUCAAACCCCCCCCCCUCCCCUUCAUGUCUCCCCCCACUUACUCUGUUUAUGCCGCUACCGCCAGUGUUGUCUUUUAAUCUGUAUUAGGAAAAUCAAAGGAGAAAGCCAAGCCUUAUUGUACCGGUGCAUCUAUUAAUUUGUUAUCAUAUUAUCAGUAUAAAUAUAUACAUAUAACUAUUGAAUGACAUGUUAUGCAUAUGUUCUUGAAAUUAUUGUAGUGCUAUUUAUUUAGUUGCAUACAGUAGACACAGCUGAAUAUGUUUUCAAAUUACACUUAACUCUUGAUAGUCCAACAUUCUCAGUAAUUCAACAUGGCAUUCACAUAAACUCAUGUAGUUCAUGUAUACUGUAGUAGGUAUAGUUUUUAAAUGUAGGUAGGCCUAAAUUAUAAUAUAAUACAGUAUGUGAAAACUGAAGUCAUAUAAUUUUUUGUUUAUAUAAAUAAAUUUUCCUUUUUCGUUCAUUAUUUAUUUUUUACCCUAAAAAGUCUAAAAGAAAAUAUCAUAUCAUAAAUAGACUUUUCUUGACAUAAUUAAAGUACCCCUUUUUAGACCUUACAAUCUAUAGGUCAAAAUAGAUAAAGGUUAUCUGUUUCUAUGGCCAAUGGUUGAAGAGGAUGUCAUGUGACAUGCACAAUGACCAACCUCAUUUUCUUUUCUCAACUUAAAUCAGGUACGGUUCCCAUUAGAGUUUGGUGGAUCAGGGGGCCUAAAAAUGUCAAAGUUCAAAAUCCUAGUCUUCACUGAGAUUCUAACCCGAGACCCUUCAGCUCUGAAGCCAAGUGCUUUACCAAUCAGCCACCACACCCACUUUUCUUGACAUAUAUGGUGAAAUUCUUUGAAGUACAUCUAACCUUUGCUAAUUCGACAUUUUCAGCAAUCCGGCUCUUCCUCAUCCUAUAAUUGUCAGACUAUCAAGAGUUAAACUGUAUUCUUUUUUGAGUUAUCCCACGAAAGUUUUUAUAUUAGACUCACAAUUUUCUUUUUUUUUCAUAAAAUUUUGCUGACUCAAGCAUGAUUCUUGCUACAAAUAGAUGCAGCUUUUCUUAUGUAAACCUUUUAAAAACUGAAUGCAAACCUCCCACAAGUCCCUCUCUUUCCCUUUGUAAUAUACAUAACUUGUAACACAAUUUUUUUUUUAAACAUUUUUUUCUUUAAAAUCUCAGCAUCUUUGUUGUUAUUUUAAUGGUAAACUGUAGAGAAAUGUCAUUUUCAAAUAUUUUGAUGAAUGAGCUAUGAAGAUAGGGUAAAUCAUUGUGUGGCCAGAUUUAGCAGCAUGUGAGAGAAAACACAUUAUUUUGUUUACUAGUCUAAAUUAUAUUUCUAUUUAUAAAAGAAAGUUUUUUUUCCUGUGUAUUUUUUUUACUUUUAUUCUUCUUCUUUGCAUUUUGUGUGUGUGUGUGUUAACUUGUUAUUGUCUUUUCUUUAAUCAAACAUCUAUAAUUAAAAAACCCAACUAAAACACAUCAGAAAUGUAUUAUAAUGAAGACCUUCUUUGUCCUUUCAACUUUUCAUUUUAACCACAAACUGUCAAAUGAAACAAAUGAAUAGAAAGAUGCAUUUGAAUAUCACCAUCGUUAUGUGAAAUAUUUAUUAACCUUUUUUAAUUGUAUUUGUUGUAAGGGGUUGCUAAUAAAUUGUUAAGUAGGUUUUCUUUAGAUUAAAUUUUUUUUUUAAAGCUAGGCUUUCAAUCUGAUUUUCAAUGCAGCCUUUUUAGUUACUACUGUGAAGAAGUUUUUAUAAUUCCAUGAACAAUGACAUAUUCUUAGCAAAUGAAAGAUAAAAAAAAAGCUCAGCUAUUAUGAAAAAAAAAUGUCUUACAAUUUUGGUUUUGACUUUUAUUUAAAAAAUUAUAUUCCAAUAAUUAAGUAUUUGAAAGUGUAGUACGUACCACAAAAUACCUAAAAUGCAAAACAUAUAGAUAAGCUUCUAAAACUUAACCAUUUUUAGUACCAAAUCAAUAAAUAUUAGUAUUAUGAAAUGAACUUUAAAAAAUACAAAUAACAUGUAAAAUCUACAUAUAUUUAGUCUGACAAAAAGUUAUCUAAAGAAAUUAGAUGACAGUUUUAGUUUUGAGUUUUAAAAAAAAAAGUUAUGAGCUAUUUUUAUUCUGUGAGUAUGGAAAAUGUGAUGUAGCAUAUGUAAAACUCAAGUCAAACUAGUCUUCUUUCAUAGGUAAUGAUCAGUGUGCAUUAUUUCUGGUAUUCUCUCAUAUCCAAAAAAAACUCAAACCUUAAGUACAAAAAAAACACAAUUUCUUUAAAGAACACACAAUGACAGUCAACAAUAUAGUUAGUUUGCAAAUGCACUCAUUUAUAAUUAGAUUGAGAUUUUUUCAUUUAAAUUGCAAAUUAAUUUGCUCUUCACUAAUGGCAAGAAUUGAUAGUGAGAAAUUUAAAUUAUAAAGUUAGCUUUCAGUUUUAUUUGUAAAGGUAAAAUCAUCAAGUAUUAAUUAUAAUAUAAAUCUGGUUUUUAACUAAAUUCACAAAAUAUACUUCAAACAAAACUAUUUGUUUUAACAAGGACCAAAAAGGGCAAUGUCUAAAAUGUAGAGGUAAAAAUUAUUAAUGGCUUCUUUCUUUGAAAUUAGAUUAUGAAAGAUUAUUUCAACAUUUAAAGAAUACAAUUGACAGCAUAUUGAAAUCAUUUAGUGGUAAGAAAUAUUUUAAAUUAUAAAUAAUUAUUGAUUCACUUGUUUUUCUUUCUAAAUAUGAGAUGAAAAUAUAAAUAUAAGGAUUUGAUUCAUCGAAGAGACCUAGCAUUAAAUGAUGGAUUGAUGCUAUUUAGUGCACUAGAACACUGCAUGUUUUUAUUGAUAGGACAAAAAUUCCACUUUUUUAUUUUCAUUGAGAUUUAAGGUGGAAACUUAAAUGAAAAUUUUAAAAUUGCAUACAUUUAAAAAAAGAAAAAAAAAAAAAAAGCUGAAAAUGAUACAUUAAUUGAAAAGUUAAAUAUUAAACUUCUGUUACCUUCUAUAAUAUACCUCAGACCCAAUGUCACAUAUUUGUCUUAGCCAAUGUGGUAUCUGUGCCUUUUUUUUUCCCUUAUUAUUUCUCUGUGUUGAUAAGAAGGGUAAAAUUAAGAUCAACCUGAUCCUGCUUCUUUUUUUUGUGUUCCUAUUUAACUUAUUAACUUAUCCUAUUCAUUAAACAGUUGAGGUUGGCAAAUCACAAGUAUAAUAAUAUUUUUUUUUUACAAAGACCCUUACUCUUCACCUUCCAAUACUGCAUAUGUCUGAUGCACAUGUUCCCUUUACAGUAAUAAAUAGAAAUUCUCUUUUUCUUUUACCCGUGACCCUGACUUUCAUUCAUAACGUAAUUGUCAGAAGUAGUUUAAGUAGUGAAACUAUUUUGGACUGAAACUAGAAUCUGUAUAUUACAUCCUAUUGUUAAGUUUGACUUAUCGUAAAUGCAUCUAAAGUCAUUGUUUUCAAUGGUGUCAUUUUCAUAAGCAAUUGCACAUUACUAUUAGUUUUAUUUUUUAACUACUCAAAAAAAUACAAAUUAUUCUGCAUUGUAAAAAAAUGAAUUUUAAGGACACUUAAAAUAUGUAAUAUUGUCUAUAAAUAUAUUUAGAUAUUAAAGACUUGUCAUCAAGGCUUUUUCUUCAAACCUUUGUCCUGGAGCUAAUUUUGUGUUACAUAUAUGGCUGCAUUGAUAUUGUCCAUUUAAUAAGCCUUUGCAUUCAUGUUUUAGUCUUGGUCUUCAUCAAGCUGCAUUUACAUGUCAACAACUUUUAUUUAAACCCCCCAGGUAUAAUGAAUGUGAAUGUCCAAAAGUUGCCCAAAAAUGGUUAUUUCCUUCCGUAAUGAACAUUUCCUUUUUUUCCAUCUCCCUAUAUUAGGAAAUCAUUUUUUUUUACAUCUUUGUCUCUUAUAAAUGUUUUACCAGACUCAGACUUCAUGUGACAGUCCUAGUAAGUAACUUAACCUUUCACCUUGCGAGGAAAACAAAAUGGGAGAACCACUUCUUUUGUAUGUACAUCAUUUGCUGACAUCAACUAAUUAUAGAUGACAUCAAAGUUUUACUGUUUUAUUUUUAAUCUCGACUACAUGCCCAUCUCAGGAGUUAGCGUUAACUUAUAAAUAAUGUUCAGCAUAACAUUGUAGAUAGUGGUGUUUGACUAGAUUUCUUGUUAUUUUUGUUGUUGUUGUUUUAAUGCUGUUUGGUGUAUUGUUGAAAUUGAAUUUUAUGUAUUCUCUGAGAAAUGUUUGAUUAUUAUCUUAGUUGAAAAAACAAAACAAUCUUUUCAAUCGACUUAAAACUUGAUGUAUUUAUUGUACAUUGUUGACUUAGUCAAAAGAUGAAUUGUUAUAAAAACCUUUUUUUUUUUAAGCAGACAUAAACUUUUGCCUUUACCUGGCCAUUUUGUUUGUGACUAGGCUGAUUGGCUCUUUAUGUUUGCAACCGCCCCUAAAAGCAUAACGUCAUUAUAAAUAUCAUUCAAAGUUUAGUCAUUGUUUUUGUGUUUACCCUUUGGGGGUGUCUGUGGACUCGAUUGUUUCAUCAAUUAAAAUCUACAUGAAAGACUAUAUAA